CGUCCGUCAUGCAGGCAAUAUGUCUGUCUGAGUGUACCGGGCAGGGAUGCUUAGCUGUGGUGUCAGCGGGAGGAGCAGCCACUGACUGUCUACCUACCUCCAGACCACAGCAUUGAUUGUCCUGCCGCCACCAUGGAGCUUCUCGGCACUACAAUGACUUCUACCUAUGCCCGUCCCAAACCCACACCAACCAAUUUCCUCCCAGCUAUAUCCACGAUGGCAUCAAGCUACAAAAACCGGUUUCCUCACUACACUUUAAGUCAUAGCCUGACUCUGCCAUGGAGACCAAGCACAUACUACAAGGUGGCAUCCGCCACACCAACUCUAGCACCCCUCUCGAAGAGCGCCCCGGGUCUCAACCCAGCACAGAUUCUUUCCUACCCCGCCAAUAGAACAGCACUUUUUACUAGGUAUACCCCAGAUGACUGGCACAAGUCCAAUCUAAACAAUUAUAGGGAAUCUGAAUCCUCCAGACGUAGUGCCGAGAGGUUACGUGUUGACACCAGCCGACUGAUCCAAGAGAGAGACCAGAAGACAAGAAAAAUCCAGACCGACACCAGCAAAGACUUGGGGGAACGAGUAAACGACAUUGCUUUCUGGAAAUCUGAAAUCAAUCAUGAGAUUGACCAGAUGAUUGGAGAAACAAAUGCACUCUCCGAGGUCAAGAGGCGUCUAGAAAGGGCACUUGCUGAAACAGAAGGUCCUCUCCAGGUAGCUCAGGAAUGCUUGUACCACCGCGAGAAGAGAAUGUCCAUAGACCUCGUACACGAUGAUGUGGAGAAGCAGCUGCUGCAGGAAGUUGACGCCAUCAAGUCCUGCCAGGAGAGAAUGAGAAGACACCUAGAGAAGACGGCAGCACAACUGGCAUCUAACCGGGCGGCUCAGCACGAGCUGGAGAGGGACAUCAGCGACAAGCAGGCGGCGUACCGCAUCGAUGACAAGUGCCAGAACCUCAGGAAUACCUCCGAUGGCAUCGGCUACUUCAGAGGAGUGGAACGCAUGGACGCCACUAUCUCAGUUCCUGAAACCUGGGCCAAGUUCAGCGAUGACAACAUCUUGAGGUCUCAGGGUGAACGGGUGGCAUCUGCUAAGCUCAGGGAAGAUGUAGAGAGUCUACUCAAUGCUACCUCCAACGAGAUGUGGAACCAGUUCAACCUCGUGAACGUCGCCUUCACCAACAGGAUCUCUGACACCGCCGAUGCCAAGAACAGGCUCCAGAGCCACUUGGCCAAGACUCUCCAAGAAAUCUUCCAGACAGAAAUGACAAUCGAAGCCAUUAAGAAGGCAAUCAAGGACAAAAUAGCUCCUUUAAGAGUAGCCCAGACGCGUCUUGAUGAACGGACCAGACGCCCCAAUGUGGAACUGUGCCGUGAUAUUGCACAAAUACGCCUUGUCCAAGAAGUCCAUGAAAUCGACGACACCAUUCAAGUCCUACAGCAACGUCUCCGAGAAGCUGAGGACACCUUACAGAUUCUGGUCCACACGAAGGCCAACUUGGAGCAUGACCUGUCCAUCAAGGCCAACUCUCUUUUCAUCGACCAGGAGAAAUGUAUGGGCAUGAGGAAGAGCUUCCCUAGCACCCCCCGACUGGUGGGCUACACAUAGACUAGGAUCUGGGCACCUACACUACAGGAUAGGAACAGUAAUGUACCAUGUUGAUGACUUUCACUCUCUUGGUGUGUGUUGGGUUUGUUGACACAAGAGACAAUAUACAGUAAUAUGGAUGUUAUAAAGGUUAAUAAAACGUGUCUGUUGUUUUA
Bufo bufo (common toad) is the source of this 1760-nucleotide messenger RNA. It is a transcript of the gene TEKT3, whose product is annotated as tektin 3. Gene Ontology annotation, biological process: cilium movement involved in cell motility; cilium assembly. NCBI's taxonomy places the organism in Eukaryota, Metazoa, Chordata, Amphibia, Anura, Bufonidae. Bases 133 to 1605 code for a protein of 490 amino acids. The transcript is spliced from 8 exons. Gene Ontology annotation, cellular component: sperm flagellum; nucleus; microtubule cytoskeleton. The record is from RefSeq and is a predicted model, not a curated record.